GUUGGCGCUCAGUUGUCGUUCGAAUGAUCUUGCAGCAACACGCUAACGCUAACAAGCACCCGUGGCCCCGUACCGGUACCGAUUUGUCGAGGGUGUGAGUGUGUGUGUUUUUUGAGUUGGUUAUUUAAAAAAUUGUGUCACGCACCGGCCUCUUCGCAGGUUGGCUACCAUUGGCGAGGUUAACCAUCAUAACGAUCGGCCCCGUCGGACAACGGACGACACUUGUCCUAAAGUUUGCCGUUUGCCCCUCCCGGGCCAUUCCCACCCACAGAGCAGAGCAGCAACUCGUGAUAUCGACAGCACCACCGCUCAUUGCGUCUUUCGUUUUAGAUCAAAACACGAUCCAAGUGAAGUGAUAAUUGGCGCUUGCCGAGUUGCGGUACGUUUUCGUGUGUAACGCUGUGUAUGUGUGUGUAGGUGUGACUAUUUGUGUAUGUCUGUAUUAUGGGCGGCUAGCUCCGUGUUCGACUUUAGCUCCGAAUCAACAGCAGUGUCCGGCCGGUGCUCGUAGCAAGAAGAACCAGGUCACCAAUAUCAUCUCUGUCUGUUUUAAAGGUGCCUGAAACACUGUGACACAUAACCGUCACCUACACAUCAGGCUCGUUGAAAGUGAAGCGUUACGAUCAUUUACGGCGAGACAUCAAAUUAAUUGAUUUAAAACGUUGACCGUUUCGGGCGUAACCCCACGUGACCAUGGCACUGGGACGCAAGCUGAUUGCGUUCGCCCUUGUGGUCUCAUGUGCACUGGCGCAGCAAGGCAGCGACGACGGCUCGCCGCCCCUCGACAGCCUGAGUCCACCGACACCGUCCGUGCCGAUCGCGCCCGGCGAAAAGCAGUUCCGGGUGGUGUACGAAUGGAACGUGCUCGAUUUUGCCUUCACCAAUGAGGAUGAGCGUGCGCAAGCCCUGUACAGUGGACACUACAUCCCGAAAAAUGUGAUCAUCUCCGACUGUAAGCCGUUUGCGAACCGACUGUAUCUGACCAUUCCCCGAAUGCUGCCGGGCGUGCCGGCCACUCUCGGGUACGUGGUGCGACCAGAAAACAAUGGCCGCACCGAUCCAGAGAUCGUACCCUUCCCAUCGUGGGAGAUGAACGAGCGGGGCAACUGUUCGGCGUUACAGUUCGUUCAGGGUGUUGCCGUGGACAAGCACGGCAUCAUGUGGGUCGUCGAUUCGGGACGCACCGAAACGUUGACGCGUGGUAAAGAUCAUGUCGUUUGUCCUCCGAAGAUCAUCCUGCUGGAUCUCAAGCGGAAUGGUACCGUCAUGCUGCGCUACCAGUUCCCGGAGUCGGUCGUUCCGGCGGGCAACAACUACCUCAACAAGAUCGUUGUCGAUGACGCAUUCGGUGGGUUUGCGUACAUCACCGACAACAGUGGUGCUGAUCCGGGCAUUGUGGUGUUUUCGCGCCGCCUCACCCGAUCGUGGAAGGUGCGGGAAAACAACUCAAUGCGCGCCGCCCGCAACGCGGUCCGAUUUGCCGUCAACGGUACGGAGCUGAACUUUUCGAUCCACAUCGACAGUAUCGCGCUGGGCCCGUACUACAAUCCAAACCUAUCGCCCGACCAGCCGGUGCCGGAUACGCUUGUCAACAGUCAGAACUACGAGCGCAACGUGUACUACAGCCCACUGUCCAGCUAUCACAUCUACUCGCUGCCCGCGUCGCUACUGCGCGACCCAGAGUUCAAUGCUCGGGCGACCCCUCGCGACAUUCUCGAGGCGGUCGUCGACUACGGUCGCAAGCAGUCGCAAACGGAUGGCAUGUUUAUGGACAACCAGGGCGUGCUGUACUACGGUCUGCUCGGCGAGCAUGCCGUCGCUAAGUGGGACAGCUACAAGCCGUUCACGGAGAAGAACCAGCAGAUCAUUGCGAAGGAUGCGACCUACAUCCAGUGGGUGGACAGCAUGGGCAUCGACCAUGAGGGCUACCUGUACGUGGUGGUGAACCGCCUGCACAACUUUGUCGCCGGCCGUCUCAACCCGCUCGAGGUGAACUUCCGCAUACUGCGCGCGAAAACGGGCGCACUCAGCUACGUCUACACCCCGGACAACCUGUUCAACAGUGACGGUAAGUUCCUGUACUCGGGUGCUUCCGGUGAACCGUUCGCCGAAAAUGGGUUGGUUUAUCAGUACGAGGGAACUACACCAGCGUCGAGCAGACUGGCCGCGGCCGGCAUACUUGGUGCGAGCGGGGCGGCGACAAGCGCGGCCUCCUUCGCUGGAUUUAUCGGUGCCCUUGUCCUGGGCGCCGUGACUAGCAUGAUCGGUCGGCGUACCGUUGUUUGAGGAUGGUUUGAGGAAUAUCGUACCGUUGUUGACAUCAUCACCGUUGUCCGCCAAGGACGAAACCGAGACGGCUAGAUAUGGAAUAGAUAACCCCCUCCCCUCCCUUGCCCCCUCCCUCCCAUCCACAUCCGAUCCCCGCUACCAGUACUUCCGUAUCAGUAUUUGUAUAUAGUUCGAGCUUAAGUGUAAAUAAGCGAUCAAGCGUGUAUGGGGCGCUGUCGUUUCUUUGAUUUCAUGUUGACUUUUAACGAGAAUAUGCGUUCGGAAAUAAAGAUGGUUAUUUUUUACGACACCUGUA
Molecule: messenger RNA, 2584 nt
Organism: Anopheles arabiensis
Lineage: Eukaryota; Metazoa; Arthropoda; Insecta; Diptera; Culicidae
Product: protein yellow-like
Exons: 3
Coding region: 694-2286 (530 amino acids)
Cellular component (GO): extracellular region
Source: RefSeq, a predicted model, not a curated record